Molecule: messenger RNA, 405 nt
Organism: Racocetra persica
Lineage: Eukaryota; Fungi; Glomeromycota; Glomeromycetes; Diversisporales; Gigasporaceae
Source: the annotation of a GenBank genome assembly
AAGAACUAUGAAAACAUUCACGAAGAAUUUAAAAAGAAACAAAAAAAAUACAAAGAAGCACUAGACAUUGCUAAAGAAAUUCCUGAUAACUACAGAAAUAUAAAAAUUAUUAUAGCUUAUUGUAAUAAGGAAAUUGGUUAUGAUGAAUCUGCUUUUAAACUCUAUGAAGAAAUUACAAAUAAAAAAAUAGAAGAUUUAAAGAAAGAAGAAAAUUUUAAUAAAGUAGAACAACUCUUUAGGGUGACAGAAGAUAGAUUCAAAAAUAAUCUUGAAAUUUGGAAACAUAUUAAAAAUAAAUAUGAAGGCUUAUCUGAGAUUGCAGAUAAAAAAAUCAACAAAUACAAUCAUAGUCAUAGAAAGGCUAGGCAACAAACUAAUGAUUUUAGCAAAUAUGAUGUAUUUUAA